Molecule: messenger RNA, 2409 nt
Organism: Boleophthalmus pectinirostris (great blue-spotted mudskipper)
Lineage: Eukaryota; Metazoa; Chordata; Actinopteri; Gobiiformes; Gobiidae
Product: sterol 26-hydroxylase, mitochondrial
Exons: 10
Coding region: 1-1623 (540 amino acids)
Biological process (GO): cholesterol metabolic process; cortisol metabolic process; glucocorticoid biosynthetic process
Cellular component (GO): mitochondrial inner membrane
Molecular function (GO): iron ion binding; monooxygenase activity; oxidoreductase activity, acting on paired donors, with incorporation or reduction of molecular oxygen
Source: RefSeq, a predicted model, not a curated record
AUGAGCCCAGCGGCGGCGGCAGCAGCGGGGACCUCCGGCCGCCUCACGCUGCUCCUGCCCCGGGUCCUGUCCCCGGUCCUGCCCCGGGUCCUGCCCGGGCUCGGGUCCGGGCUCGGGUCCUGCAGGAGUGUGAACCUGCAGGCGGCGGCCCCGGAGCGCGCGGUGAAGCUGAAGAGUUUGGAGGAUUUAUCUGGACCGAGUCUGGUCCAGACUCUGUACUGGCUCCUGGUCAAAGGGUUUGGAGACAAAAGCCACUUGCUGCAGGAUUUCCAGAAAAAACGUUACGGUCCGAUUUGGCGUUCUCGGUUCGGACCUUUUGAGUUCGUGAACGUGGCGUCGGCCGAGCUCAUCUCUCAGGUGAUCAGGCAGGAGGGGCGGUACCCUGUCAGAGUGCACCUGCCGCACUGGAAAGAAUACAGAGACCUGAGAGGACAAGCCUACGGACUCCACGUGGACACCGGUGAGAACUGGUACCGCAUCCGCAGCGUCCUGAACCAGAAGAUGCUGAAGCCGGCGGAGGCGCGGGCCUACGCUCCCGUCAUCCACCAGGUCGUCGACGAUCUGCUGCACCGAGUCCAGGUCCUGCGCCAGACCAGCCCGGACCGGACCACCGUGCCCGACAUCGCCUCCGAGCUCUACAAGUUUGGGUUCGAAGGAGUGUCGGCGAUCCUGUUUGAGACUCGUCUGGGGUGUCUUCAGGAGGACGUUCCCCAGGACACGCUGCGUUUCAUUCGCGCCGUCAACACGAUGUUCCUUAUGUCUGACGCGGUUUCCAUAGCGCCGCGCUGGACCCGCCGCUUCCUGCCGCACUGGGAGCGCUUCGUCCGGGCCUGGGACGACCUCUCCGACGUCGCUCAGAGGCUGGUCCUGCGCAGGAUGUCGGAGCUGGAGCGGCGCGUGGACAGCGGCUCGUCGGUGGACGGUCUGUACCUGACCUACCUCCUGAAGAACGACAAACUGACCCACGCCGAGAUCUUCACCACCAUCACAGAACUGCUGCUGGGAGGAGUCGACACGACGUCCAACACUCUGACGUGGGCUUUGUACCAUCUGUCCCGGGACCAGCGAGCUCAGGAUCUUCUGUCACAGGAAGUGCAGCAGGUGUGUCCCGACCUGAAACCGCCCUCCAUGGACGAUUUAAACCAGAUGCCCUACCUGAAGGCCGUCAUCAAGGAGACGCUGAGGUUGUAUCCAGUGGUGCCGGGAAACGCCAGAUACGUGACCGAGAAUGACCUGAUCGUGGGAGAAUACUGGUUUCCUAAAGGGACUAACUUCCACCUGUGUCAUUACUCCGUGUGCCACAACGAGGACGAGUUCCCGGAGCCCGAGCGUUUCCUCCCGGAGCGGUGGCUGCGUCCGGGCGUGAGGACGGACGGCGCCCACAGCCGCUCGCUGCCGUCGCUGCAGAAGCACCACCCCUACAGCUACAUCCCGUUCGGCGUCGGCGUGAGAGCCUGUGUCGGGAAACGAGUCGCCGAGAUGGAGAUGUACAUCGCUCUGUCCAGGUUGAUGCAGCAGUACGAGGUUCGUCCUGAAGAUGGCGCUCCGGUGAUCGAAGCCAAAACCCGGAUCCUGAUGAUUCCAGGGGCCCCAGUGAACCUGCGCUUCCUGCCCCGGGCCUGAAGAGGGCGCUGCUCACCACAGAGAAAACUAUAUCCACUCACCACAGAGAAAAUAUAUCCACUCUCACAUGAUCCUCAAACAACCUUUUAAAUCAUUUGUAACUAAUAAUUAAUAAUCAACUAAAAACAACACCGGAUGAUUUUGAUUCUAUUUCCAAUAUUUAGUUUAAAGUUAAUUUCAAAUAACUUCAAAAAACAGUCUCUGUGCCUGUUUUAAUUUAGAUAUUUUAUUCUCUCUGGAUUAUUUGACCCAGAAGUUCUGCUGCAGUGUCGACCAGGGAUUUAUAAUAAAAAAUAUUUUUAUUAUAGUUCUACAGAGUCGACUGAUCAAGGGAGAGUUUCUCGCUGCUUCCUGUUUCUUGUCAAACAUGAAAAUAAACACGUCGCUAUAAUUCAGGGAGUCAAACUCAAACUGACAGAGGCCAAAAUUGAAAACAGGGACUAAGUCUUGGGCCAAACUAAAUAUUUAUUGAAAAAUUUCAAUGACAUCUGCAUGUUUUCUCUUCUUUCGAGAUAUGUAAUAUUAAACCUUUUCUUAUUUAAAUAAAUGUUUAAUAAUAGUUUUGCUUAAACACUGAAUCCAGAACAAGCAAAAUAUAAAAUAAUGUUAAAUAAAUAUUUUAUCUAUGAGCGGCAGCAGCUCUAAUACAGAUUUAAUAUGAUCUUGCGGCCAAUUAAAUUAUAUCACAGACUAAAUUUGGCCCCUGGGCCUGAGUUUGACAUGUCUGAUAUAAAAGAAGAGACAAGUUUGUCCACAAAACUGCAAUGAUUUUUUAGGUUAGUCUUC